Cornus florida is the source of this 1635-nucleotide messenger RNA. RefSeq lists its product as uncharacterized. NCBI's taxonomy places the organism in Eukaryota, Viridiplantae, Streptophyta, Magnoliopsida, Cornales, Cornaceae. The transcript is spliced from 5 exons. Bases 1 to 1635 code for a protein of 544 amino acids. The record is from RefSeq and is a predicted model, not a curated record.
AUGUCGAAAGAGAAUAUGAUGUUGACAUUACUAAUCCCAGGGCCGAGGCAACUGGGAAAUGAUAUAGAUGUGUAUUUGGAGCCACUUAUAGAUGAUUUGAAAGAGCUAUGGGAGAAAGGCGUGGAAAUUUAUGAUGCAUUUGCAAAGUCCACAUUUAAUUUGAAGGUAUUACUCGUUCGCCAUAACUUAGAUGUCAUGCAUAUUGAGAAGAAUGUUUGUGAGAGUAUUAUUGGCACCCUAUUGAACAUAAAAGGAAAAUCAAAGGAUGGACUCAAGUCUCUUAGAGAUUUGGAGGAAAUGGGCAUCAGGGGGGAUUUGCACCCACAAGAUUCAAAAGGGAAACAUUUCUUGCCAACAGCACCUCAUACACUAAAGAAGGAAGAAAAACAGCUUUUUUGUAAGCGAUUACAACAAUUAAAGCUACUAGACGGCUAUAGUUCCAACAUUGGGACACAUAUAUCAUUGGAUGAAUGCAAGGUUGUAGGCUUGAAAUCUCAUGAUUAUCAUGUCCUAAUGCAACAAUUACUACCGGUAGCGUUACGGGGAAUUCUACCAAAGGCUGUAAGGAAUGCCAUAUUUCGCCUAUGCGCAUAUUUUAAUGAAGUAUGCCAAAGGGUGAUUGAUAGGAACUCAAUGGAAAGACAGGAAAAUGAAAUUGCUGAGACAUUGUGUAUGUUAGAAAGAUUUUUUCCUCCAUAUUUUUUCGACAUUAUGAUUCACUUAACUAUUCACAUCGCACGCGAAGCUCGUAUUUGUGGACCAGUACAAUUUCGUUGGAUGUACCCAUUUGAGAGGAUGAUGAAGGUUUAUAAAGGAUAUGUUAGAAAUAGGGCGAGACCUAACGGAUGCAUAGCUGAAGGCUAUUUGGCUAAUGAGUGUGUGAAAUUUUGUAGUGAGCACAUCAAACAAGCUUCUAAAAUAGGGGUGAGACAUUCUCAAAAUGAGGAUUUUGAAGGUGAGACAACAAUAGAUGGCCGUCCAAUUUCGAAAGGAAUUUUGAAAGUCAUGUUGAAUGACAUGUUACAAAUUGCUCACCGUUAUGUCUUGUUCAAUAAUGCAGAGGUGGAACCGUACACAGGUGCAGCUGGUAAUGAUGUGUCCGAUACACUUAUGUGUCUUGCAAAUGGGCCUAGAAGAGAAGAUGUGGAGAGAAGCACACAAGAUAGUGGUGUUUCGCUUGAAGCAGAAACUAUAUGUCAAUCUAGUGAAAGAGAUACAAAUCAAGUUCUAGGAAAAGUAUCUUACUAUGGUGUUUUAAAAGAUAUACUUUUGUUAGAUUACCACACAUUUAAAGUGCCAAUCUUUGAUUGUGAGUGGGAAAACAUUAGAAAUGGCAUCAAAGUUGAAGAUGGAUUUGUAUUAGUUAACCUUCAUGAAGGUCAAAGUCAGUUUCAAAGUGAUCCCUUUAUUCUUGCUUUACAGGCUAAGCAAGUUUUUUAUUCAAGGGAAGAUGAAACAUAUAAUUGGUAUGUUGUACUUAAAGCGCCGCCAAGAGGUUUUAAUGACUUGGAGUCUUUUGAAGAAAAUAGUUUUGUGUCUUCUAUGCCAUUAGAUGUAUCAAGAUUGGACUCAAAUGAUGAUGAUGAUGGCAAUGAAGAGUAUGUGCGGUUGGAUUGUGAGGGCAUGACCAUGUAG